Molecule: messenger RNA, 870 nt
Organism: Cladophialophora psammophila CBS 110553
Lineage: Eukaryota; Fungi; Ascomycota; Eurotiomycetes; Chaetothyriales; Herpotrichiellaceae
Exons: 2
Coding region: 1-870 (289 amino acids)
Molecular function (GO): NAD binding
Source: RefSeq, a predicted model, not a curated record
AUGAAGCUCCUCUACCCCAACUCUCUGAACAACACCGAUGCCGAAAUACUUGUGACCUGGGUCAACCCAGCGGCGCGCCUUAGAGAAGAGGCGCGGCGCCUCCCCAAGCUCCGUUGGAUCCAGUCUCUGGCCGCGGGUCCCAACGACGUGCUGGAAGCGGGCUUCGACGUUUCCAGGAUCUUGAUCACUACAGGUUCGGGUCUGCACGACCACACGGUGGCCGAACACACGCUGGGACUGCUCCUGAACGCCGCGCGUUGCUUAUUUGAAAUGCGCGAUUACCAAUUACGAGGCCAGUGGCCGUCGCACCUAGGCGGCGCCCAGCCAGACCGCCCCGAAGGCAAGCUCACGACGCUACAAGACGCCAGGGUCCUAAUCUGGGGCUUCGGAAAUAUCGCUAAAAUGCUGACGCCGUGGCUGAAUGCACUAGGUGCCAAGGUUAAGGGUAUAGCGCGUAGCCCCGGCGUGCGUAACGGCACCCCAGUCUACGGCGAAGAGGCCUUGGUCGAGCUUCUGCCAAAUACCGAUGCGCUGGUUAUGAUUCUACCAGGCAGCGAGGCGACUAAGCACGCUCUGAACAAGGAGCGGCUAGACCUGCUGCGGAAACAUGCUUGGGUCAUCAAUGUAGGCCGCGGCUCAAGUGUAGAUGAGCAGGCACUUGUGCAUGCGCUGGACAAUGACGAGAUCGGUGGUGCGGCACUCGAUGUGUUUGAGACAGAGCCGUUGCAAGAGAACAGCCCGCUUUGGAAGACGAAGAACACCAUUGUAAACCCGCAUGCGGCGGGAGGGAGGCCGCAGACGCCCACGACAUUGGUUGCAUAUAAUUUGACAAGAUUCCUGACCGGUCAGGAAUUGAAGAACGUCAUCUGA